Striga asiatica is the source of this 337-nucleotide messenger RNA. The record is from the annotation of a GenBank genome assembly. NCBI's taxonomy places the organism in Eukaryota, Viridiplantae, Streptophyta, Magnoliopsida, Lamiales, Orobanchaceae.
AGUAGCACUUUUGGUGAUGACAUCAUCAAGGCCAACCAAUGCCACUAUGUUAGCCACACGAGACGUCCUUGUUCUUGCUCAUACAAAUAACCGUACAAUUGACGACGCUCCUGACAUACACAUCUUCCUCACCCACCCUCAACAAGAUGUACCGGAGGCUUACGAGAACUUUCAGAAGAUAAUUGAGGACACUAUUGACAUCCUUCGCGAUUCUAGGUGUCCUUUGAGAAGGGAACGGUUGCAUUUUCUUCUGGGAUCGAAUGCUGCGCAUUCACUCUUAGUACUUUCUCAAAGUAUUACGCAGAGUGUGGACGAGGAGAUGAUGAUUAAGAGGCUC